Molecule: messenger RNA, 1482 nt
Organism: Trifolium pratense (red clover)
Lineage: Eukaryota; Viridiplantae; Streptophyta; Magnoliopsida; Fabales; Fabaceae
Product: mitogen-activated protein kinase kinase kinase 18-like
Exons: 1
Coding region: 85-1482 (465 amino acids)
Biological process (GO): protein phosphorylation
Molecular function (GO): protein kinase activity; ATP binding
Source: RefSeq, a predicted model, not a curated record
AAGUUAUUUAUAUAGCUCCCACUCUCAAGUUUUCCAUCAACAACAAAGACUUUGAAACAAAACAUUACAUUUCCAAAUUUCUCAAUGGAUUGGAUUAGAGGAAGAAUCAUCGGCCGGGGCUCGACCGCAAAUGUCUACAUGGCUGAGCACCGUGGUGAUUUUGGCGAGGUUUGUGCGGUGAAGUCUGCUGAGCUUCACCGCGCAGAGUUUUUGAAGAAAGAACAAGAGAUUCUCUCUAAGUUGAAAUGUUCACAAAUUGUGAAUUAUCAAGGAUGUGAAGUUACGGUUGAGGAUGGUGUUCAAUUGUUCAAUAUGUUCAUGGAGUAUGCAACUAAGGGGACUGUUUCCGAUGCCGUUCGCGGUGGAAAUGGAAUGGAAGAAGCUAUGGUGAGGUUAUAUGUGCGACAAAUUCUACUUGGACUUAACUAUCUUCAUUCAAAUGGGAUAGUGCAUUGUGAUUUGAAGGGACAAAAUGUGUUGUUGACGGAACAAGGAGCGAAAAUUGCGGAUUUUGGUUGUGCUAGGAGGGUGGAAGAGGAGUUGGUGAUCUCCGGUACACCGGUUUUUAUGGCGCCGGAGGUGGCACGUGGCGAGGAACAGGGGUUUUCUGCUGAUGUAUGGGCUUUGGGAUGUACUAUGUUGGAGAUGAUCACCGGGAAAAUGCCGUGGGGUGGAGUUUCUGAUCCGGCGGCUGUUUUAUAUCGAAUUGGAUUCUCCGGUGAUAUGCCGGAGAUUCCUGACUCUGUUUCGGAACAGGGGAAGGAUUUUUUGAGGAAAUGUUUGAAGAGAGAUCCAAAUGAGAGAUUGUCUGUGAUUGAGCUUCUGGAACAUGAUUUUGUUGCUGAGAAGUUUAAGGAUUCGGUGUUUGAUUCCGAAACUCCGACAACCGUGUUGGAAGGUGGAUUUUGGGAUUGGGAUUCUUUGGAAACAACUCAGGAGGUGGGUCCCACAGCUGAUCAUUGUUCCUCGGAUUCUUCGAGUUCGAGUUCGAGUCCAAGAGACAGAAUUCAAAGAUUGUGUUCAAAUGAGGCUAUUUGGGAAUUUGAUGAUGAUGAAGAAUGGGUUACUGUGAGAAACAAUGGUGAGGAUUUGAAUGCAUUGUCAUUUGAAGAAAAUGAAUCAGACAAUGAAUCAGACAUUGUUUGUGAACAUGAUGAUGAUGAGAUUAGUUUGGUAAUUUUUUAUGAACCAAAAAUUGUAGUUGAAUUGAGUACAAGGGAUUCCAUUUUUGAUUAUUGGUGUUUUAGUAGCUGCAAUUGUAGCUGUUUUGUUAGAGAUUUUUUAUCAGUUUAUCAAUGCAGAAAGAUUGUUCUCUAUGUAAAAAUUUAUUCUCAGAAUAAAGAAAAUUUUAUCAUGUCCUGCUUUCUACAUUUUGUUUUAUCUUUAAUUUUCCAUCAGAUAGAUAAUUUGAACAAUAUAAUCGUCGUAAACAUAGUUCAAUUAGUAGAAACAUUGCAUGUAAUAUGCAAAACUGAAGCUUGA